Messenger RNA from Sorex araneus (European shrew), 1987 nucleotides. It is a transcript of the gene C7H1orf115, whose product is annotated as chromosome 7 C1orf115 homolog. The coding region runs from base 43 to 426 and encodes 127 amino acids. The transcript has 2 exons. The record is from RefSeq and is a predicted model, not a curated record. Lineage: Eukaryota; Metazoa; Chordata; Mammalia; Eulipotyphla; Soricidae.
UGCGGGGUCUGCCCGGUGCCCGGCGGGAGACGCGGCGGCAGCAUGACGGUGGGCGCCCGGCUCCGCAGCAAGGCGGCCGGCAGGCUCCGGGGCCGCGGCCCGGCCGAGGACGAGGCGGCGAUCCUGGAGCUGGCCGAGUGCGGGGACGAGGCGGCGGGCACGGCGGACGCGGCGGGCCGGGGGGCGCGGGGCGCGCGGGGGCUGCCCCUGGCCGCGCGGCCCGAGCGCUACGAGCCGCUGGACGAGCCGGCGCCCGCGGGCAAGCCCCGCAAGCGCUACCGGCAGAAGCUGAAGAAGUACGGCAAGAACUUCGGGAAGGUCAUCAGCAAAGGUUGCCGCUACGUGGUCCUCGGCCUGCAGGGCUUCGCUGCUGCCUACUCGGCCCCCUUCGGAGUGGCCACCAGCGUGGUGUCCUUCGUCCGCUAGUGGGUGCGGUGGGGGCCGGUGCCACUGCAGGGCUGGGACCUCAGCUCUGGGAGGCACGAAGCCAGAAACAUUCCAUCCCUUGUCCUCGAACCCCCAAUAUUCUUGGAAUAAGCCGAAUGAUGCUUUCUCUGUCGUGGCGGAUACGUGCUGUGGACAGGCUGCCCUGGCCACCUGCUGACCUCUUCGGCCUGGCUCUAGACUCUGUGUUGGUCUGCUGGAACCAGCUGUCCGUGGACUGGGGCUGGGGUAGGUGCCAACCCCAGACACGGGGGAGCCCUGGAGGGGGGUCACCGUGGUGGUGUCAGUGGGGGAGGAGCAGGCCUGGGUCCAGGCGUGAUCUCUAGGCCAGGCUGCUCCUGCCCCAGGCUGUCUGUUGCUCCCACCAGCAGGAGAGUGUGUUCUGGAAUGUUCUGUACUGCCACUCUCUCCAGCCGUUCCCACCAGGAGGCUGCAUACAGGCAGCAGAGGUCAAAGAAGGUGCAUUUCUGAGCGUGCAAGCGGCAGACAUACUACCCAGUGCCGUGGUGAAGGGGUGCAGCCCAGAGCUGGGGAGCCCAGGCUCACCCCAGCUGUGCUUGGACCCAGAGCUGGUCAUCUCCUGUCUCUGCUGGCUGCCUGGGACCAAUGGCUGCGCUAGGGAGAAGAAGCCAGAUCACCUGGCCUGUGGGUGACAGAGGAGGAGAGAGAGAGAGAGAAAGGGAGGAAGAGAGAGAAAUGGAGAGAGGAAGAAAGAGAGAGAGAGAGAUGGAGGUGGUGGAAGGAGAGAGAGAAAGGAGGGAGGGAGAGAGGGACGGAGGGAGGGAGGGAGGGAGAGAAUAUGUGGGAGCGGCCGGCAGCGGGGGAGUAGGAAAGAAAUGCAAGUGCAGGCUGGGAUGUCCUGAGUCAGUUUGGGGGAGUUCGGGGGGCUGGAGAGGAUUGGGGGUCCCACUGCCCAGGUGCUCCCCUUGGGUUUUGAGGGCGUGGUGUGCCCCCUUCCCUGGAUUCAUGGUCAGCGUGGACAGGGACUGUCACCUGGCCAGACCAGGCCUGGACAGCGAAGCAGAGGUGCCAACCCCACCUGCAGGAUCCCCUUGCUGUUGGGAGAAUUAUCUAGAACGCUGGCUGCAGGGCUGGGGCCACACCCUGCUGUCCCCUGAGCCAGGUGCCAGGAGGGAGGCCUCUCAUGCCCGUGCCACCAGUCCAGCCCAGGGAAGCAGAGAAGACAGGAUGGACAGACGGACGGCUGGAAGGAGGAAGAGCGCAGAGCACCUGGCUAAGAACCAGGGCAGAACUGUCCGACGUGGAUAUGUAGCAGGACCACCCAGAGUGGCCCCCAGGCCGGGGCCGAGAGUCAGGUGCACACGGCCCACAUGGACAGUGACACACACAGGUGACCUUCUCCAGCAGCCCUGGCCAUUCCUCCUGCAACCCGCACCUGUUUCUGCGCUGACCCUCCUCUCUCCGCGGGCCGCGGGCGUCGGCGCAGAGCUGAGUGCCGUGGGAGGCGGUCUCUUCCCUGCUUCUGUACCCCGUCUUGAUUUCAGGUGUAAAUUACAAAAGAACAGUUUGUUAAGUGCUUUCA